AUGGAGUCCCCACACCUGCCAAGCGUCUUUGACGUCGCAGAUGAGGCAGGUGGCGGCAGCGGCGGGUGCCACAUCGUCUUCACUCGGGGUUUCCAGGACUGGCUGGCUGCACAGACUGAAGCCGCGGACCCACUGCAGGUGGCCCAACGCCUCACCCACUGCUGUCGACGCCAUCUGGCCGCCAUCGCGCCGACGUGGAUGGAGCUCAGCCGAGAGGAACGCAACAGCGUCUGCUCGCCACAGCAGGCAGCCUGGUUUGACGAACUCCUUCGUCUCCUCUUUCCCACACCAAAACAGCCCUCGGCCAGCGAGGCCUUGGAGUACUUCCGCCGGCGUCACCAAGACACCGACAAGUCCCCGCUCGACCACACUCCCAUGUCUGCCUACUUGCACAAAACGGAGAAACUGGUGGAUGACAUUUUGAUUGGUCAAAACAUUGAGAAGACCUACCGCGACGCUGUAGUCCUCAUCUGUCUCGGUGCCCUACUCAACAAACACCCUCUGGAUUUGAUGGAACACUUUUCCACCCACGAAAACAAUAUCAGUCGGUCGCCCUCCAUUCAAAACAACACUGCCCCCGGCGCUCUCCAGCCGACCUCAGCCGAUACGCACGAAGUGGUUUCCCGUUCACAAACUGAAGUUAGCCGCGGGCACUAUCAGAUCGUGCAUCAGACCAUCGCCAACUUUGAUUCAGUCCCCGCCGGCUUUAGACAGAGAACCGAGUACACAACAAAUGAGGACAACAUUAAAGUCAGUCGAGUGAUGGAAAAGGGCGCGGCCGUUGCGAAUGAUAUCGCCAGGGGCACAGUCAGUCGUCCGCAGGAGUUAAACGAAGUCGCUGUCGAGACGGCAGGAUGGGAUUUGGGUCACCAGGAUGUAUCCCGACACUCCACAGAGGUCUCCGUCUCGUUUCCGCGCUCCACACCACGCACUGCUACCUCCUUCUCCGAGUCGCCGACUUUCACUGAACCGGAUUCAAAUGCCGCCCCGCCGAUGCGAAGAUGCUCUCUUCUACCGUGCUUUACUCUAUGGAAACCCCGAAGCCUCGGGAAAGCUCCUCCUGCUCCUCCUCAGGGCGGACCAACCAUUGUUAUCCAAACUUCCGCAAAAGACAUGCAUGCUCGAAUUACAGUGAGCAGCACGGAUUCAAGUGCCUUCAGCGAGUCCCAGCUGGAGGACAGGGCACGGCCACGUACAUUCUCCUUUAACAUCCACGGAGGCGUUCCACUGGAGGUGAAGCUGGCAGAGGCAGACGAUGACGAACGGAAGCGUCGUUUCAGUGGCAGGCGUCUGACCAUGGAGAUGGCCGAAGGAAAGCUCUUCCGUUCCAGCAAGGAAGCGGACUCUCUCACAGAGGUGACCUCCUCCGUGACAAACAGUCAGUCACAGUCAGUCAGGAACGGACGUACUUCGGAGUCCUUCCAUCUGCGCGAUGGUGUUCCACCUGAAAUGCGCACUUCUGGUGGGGAUCUAGAUGAGGAGGAAAGACUGUACAGACGCAGUGUCCGUCUUUCCGUUGCGACAGAUGAGGCACUCAACUUCCUGGCCAGUAAAAUUGUUCAACACGUACUGACUUCGCUAAACCUACCAAGCAAUUCCACGCUCUCAUCCGCCGUGUCCUCGGUGACGUCUGAGUCGAGUCUUACUGAGCCCGAAUCUCUCUCCCACAAAAGGAUUAGUAUUCUUUCGGCGGAUGGCAGACCUGUCAAUUCUAUCAUCCGUCCUACUAUGGAAAUUGCAACGAAUGUAGUAAAACAGGUCAUUAAUAAGGUCCUACAGAACGGUUUCCGAGGCAGCCGCAACAGUUCCGACAGUUCCGCCAGUCAGAUUAACAGACCCGCAGUCGGAAGGGUCGAAAGUGAGAAUGGGACCCAUCAUAUACCCCUGGAGACUUCGUUUCACGACCCAUACGCCCGUGUAGUUCAACAGACAAGGUCGAAGUCAGACGAUCGCACAAUUGAGCUCAACAUUAGCAUUACACUGCCCAAUCGGAAAGUGGAGAUUCAUCAGAGGCAGGACGUAACCGUUGGGGCUAAAAAAUAG
This is a messenger RNA of Spirometra erinaceieuropaei, 2043 nucleotides long. The record is from the annotation of a GenBank genome assembly. Lineage: Eukaryota; Metazoa; Platyhelminthes; Cestoda; Diphyllobothriidea; Diphyllobothriidae.